Messenger RNA from Striga asiatica, 2206 nucleotides. The record is from the annotation of a GenBank genome assembly. Lineage: Eukaryota; Viridiplantae; Streptophyta; Magnoliopsida; Lamiales; Orobanchaceae.
CACUCAUUCUUCAUCCUACAUUUCCUAUCCCCCGCACUGUUAUUUUCUCCACUCUCUCUCUCUACACCAUUCUUCAGUUUUUCACCAAAAAAACAAACACAUACAUGAUUCUGUACUGUUGCUUCUCCUCCCCUUCACUUCCCCUUCUCCCUAUUCAUUAUUCCCUCAAACACAGUCGAUUCUGCUUCCUCCUUCCCGCCAAGAGCACCCACCGCACAGCAGCUCCGCCCUCAACCCCUCGUGUCUCCAGGAAUCUCGCUGCCUCUGCUCAGAAUCAGGUAUCCAAGACGACCGACGGAGGGGGGUUUAGAGCGUCGGAGCUUCUCGAUGGCGAGCUACUGGGUCAGGUUUCGACCGCCGGAGAUGCGGCCGAGGCGCUGCUUCUCAUUGCGGAGGAGCGGCGAGGUGGCGGCGUCGUGAGUGUUUCUGACUGUCGUUUGAUUAUCUCGGCGGCGCUUGAUCGUGGCAACGCUGAGCUGGCACUCUCCGUGUUCGCCGCCAUGCGCGCGAGCUUCGACUCUGGGUGGGUUGAGAAUUCAACUUCCGCUGAGAAAUGGAAGUGGUCAAGACCUGAUGCGCAUACCUAUACAUUAUUAGCCAAGGGGCUUGCAGCGUCAUUAAGGGUUUCAGAUGCCCUUAGAGUGAUUGACUGUGUUUGCCGAGUGGGAGUGUCUCCUGGUGAAGAGGUACCUUUCGGUAAGGUUGUGAGAUGCCCUAGUUGUAUGAUAGCUGUUGCUGUUGCUCAACCACAACAAGGCCUUAUUUCCUGCUCGAAAUGCCGCUACCAGUAUGAACUAGUUUCAGGAAACAUUCUGAACAUAGAUUCGGAAGAAAUUAGUAUAAUGUAUAAGGUGUUGAUCCUGGGAUAUUCGCUUGUUCUAAGGAUCUCCUCCUGCCGAACGCAGCAUGGAAGUCCCUGCAUGGAGACGAGGGCUACAGUUUCUGCAAAUAAUGAAGCAAAACAUUCCAGCUGCCGUGCACUCCAUUGUGGUGGAAACCCCGUCUGGCUUGGCAAGAACUCACAGGAAGGAGAAAGAGUGACUGUUGCUGUAGCAGCCCCAUUAAGUGCUUACAGGGAAGUUGGCCCUUUAAAGUUUAGUCCACGAGUUCCCAGUUUCUACCCUGGGGAGCCCAUGUGUCUCACCAAUCAUAGGGAUGGUAGAGAAUCUCGAUUGCUUAGAGCGCCUGCUAAAGAUGUGGGCAAGUCCUUGCUGAGUCCAUCCAUCUUAUUUCCAAUUAUUGCUGUGUUUGCAACUGGGGAUGCUGCCUCGGGAAUAGUUGACCCUAGUUUGCCUCAGUUGAUUGCAGUUGCUGUGGCAUCUUCAGUUGCUGUUGCCGUGACAUUUAAUAGUUUCGUUCUUCCACAGCUCAACAAGGCAGGUCCUUCAGAAUUGGUGUUUGCUGUUUUCAUACAACUUCCUCAAAGAUCAGUGGAUAUAACAUCUGUAAGGCAGCAGCUGUUAUCUCAGUAUGAUGUACUUCAGACCCGCAUCAAGGAGUUGAAGAAAGCUGCCGAAAAUGAGGUUUGGAUGCUAGCUCGCAUGUGGCAGUUGGAGAACAAAAUUUAUGCUGUUGGAGAACCUUCUUACCGUGCUAGAAGAAAUAAAGUCAAAAGGGUACGUGAGGGUUUAGAGAAUUCCCUCGAGAAUCGGAUUGAACUGAUUGAAAGCUAUGCUAGGAUUUCUUCCAUGAUCGAAAUUGAGGUAGAAUUGGACUUGGAUGUUCUUGCUGCAGAAACUGCCAGUAGCUCAAAAUGGAGACUGCAAGCCGAGGCUAAUGAUGAAGCUGAACGACUUCUUAGUUCUCUUUCUGAACAGGUUCCAGAGAGGUAGUUGCUGCCUCUUGUUCCAAUAAUUAUUUGACCAAAUAUCAUUUGUCUUAAUGAUUUUUGGGAUGUGGCAUUGGAAUUGUUGACCAAGCUUCACAUUUACACUUCACUUUUAAAUGGUUCUUAUUUCCUUCGGAACAAAGGAUCGACUGCAAAUCGAAUGAUCAAGCACGUGCUUUCCUUUUCCACUUUUUGGGUAUAUUUUGAUUUGGAAAUUUUAAAGUCUUCCUUCUUUCUCUGUAAUAUAAUCAUGAUUCGUGAUUAUGUUAAAGGCGUCUUUUAUGCAUCAUCGUUUGACUUUAUCGCCAUUUUAUUGUCUACACAUUAUCUACUGUACGAGGUAAUAAUUGAGUGUCGCGUGUACAACUGUGAUGACAU